This is a messenger RNA of Camponotus floridanus (Florida carpenter ant), 3095 nucleotides long. RefSeq lists its product as uncharacterized. The record is from RefSeq and is a predicted model, not a curated record. The transcript has 2 exons. Lineage: Eukaryota; Metazoa; Arthropoda; Insecta; Hymenoptera; Formicidae. Bases 50 to 2905 code for a protein of 951 amino acids.
GUCUUUACACAUAAAUACAUUAUAUAUAUGCUGAAGGAUAUAAAUAAUCAUGUUGGAGAAUCAGUUAUUAGCAAAAACAAUGAAUAGCGACAACAAAGAUAACAAUUUGAAUCCAGAAUCGGAACAUAAAUUAUUUAUAAAUGUGAAUUCAUUGGAUAAAAGUAGAUUCUUUCUGAAGCGACGAUUUAGAUCCAGAGUGCUAAAUAAAUCAGUUCCAUUAAGAAGUACAAGUUUAUUUCACCACAGAAUGAAUAGAUCCUUGAACUUUGAUAUUAUUAGCCCAAGGAAGGAUAAUUUAUUUAAAAAUUCAAAUUCACCUUUAGACAAUGAUUCUUUCGAUGCAAGUAAAUCAUUGCGAGACUUAUCAAGAUCGGCUAAAAUAAUGAGAGCACUUAGUUUCAGUCGUGAUUCGUUUUAUCACAGAAACAUGAAUAUAAAAAAAUCAUUGAAUUUUGAUUCGUCUCCAAGUCCACAGAAGUAUAAUUUUAAUACAAGUUCUCCUAUUGAUUCAAUGACUGACGCAUCAUCACCCAUGUUAGACAAAUCCUUGAGACUCGAUUCAAGUUCAAAUGAUUCUGUCGCUAGUAGCAUGUUGGUUGCAUCUUUGGAAUCAAUUGAUGAAAACCAAAAUCAAACGCCUCAGCAAAAUCGAAAAAUUGUCAAAAUAUCCAACAAUAGUAGAAUUAAUACAAGAGAAACAGAUGAGUCAGGAUCAUCCUGCUCUACAUCGUCGCUUCGAAGCAAUCUCAGAGAAAAAAUUGAUAACAUUGUACGUGCAUCACAAACACCUGAUUUACAAUCCUUCAAUCAGAAGAAUAAAUCAAGAGCACUCGGCUGUAUUAUAGUUGCAAGUACACCCAGGAAUUUGUCUCAAGAAUUGAAUCAGGAUGCACACAAUAGAUCACAUACACCAGACAAUAUGAUGCAUUUAAUUCCAGAGAGUAUGAGUGCUAUCAAGAAAAGUCAUAAAAAGGAAAAGCUGUAUGGUCAUGAAGAACGAUUGUUUACACAACAGAAAAAUAUUUCUGCCCAAAACGAAGAUACAUAUACAAGUUUGGAAUCAAUAGCAAUGGACACAUCCGCAAUUGCUAGUUGUAGUAGGGCUUCCAUAAAAGAAUCUCCGAAGAAAAACAAAAGUGUGAAAAAAGCGCUUAUUUAUUAUUCAGAUGAUGAACUUUCUGAGACUGAAUCAGUUUUUAAGCACGGUACACAGCGAAAAGCCAAAUUGAGAAAAAAGAAUCUUUUGGGAAACCGAUUGGAUAAAGUGAAAAAUGAUAAAAUACAGGACAUACAACAUAGGGACAAUACACAUUUCACAAAUUAUGACGAUAAAAAGGAUCAUUCCAUGGAAAACAUCUGUGAUAAAAAUACAUGUCGACCAUCCUCGCAAAAAGAAUUAAGUACUUGUAAUGCCAACAUGAUGGAUAAGAACAGAGCAGUAUCUCCAAAACCUGAUUCAACUAUUCCUCAAGAUUCUGGAAUAGCUACACCUGAAAAUAACAUAAAUAUUAUAGAACAUUUAUUAACAGAAUCUAUUAAAAAAUCGCAUAAGAAAAUUAAACAUGAAAAUAGGAAAACUUCAUUAAAAGCCAAGACUCUUUACCAAAAGAUAGAAACAGCACAACUUGAAGUAUCAGUUCAAGAUACUUCUAAUGAUAUUCAAUGCGAAGAUGUUGAAGCAGUUGUUGAAACUUGUGCCUUAAGUUCGCAGAAUGCCGAUCGACCGAGCACACCUGAAAACAUAAAUUCAAGUAGACUCUUAUUACCUGAAUUUAAAUCGGUUAAAAAGUCACACAAAAAAGACAAAUACAGCAAAAGAAUUUCCGGUCUCGCUAAGUGCCAUAAAUAUCAUCAUGAAUAUCGUAAAAAAUAUGACAAUUCAUUACUAGAUAAUAAAUAUGAAGAAAAAAAUACUAGCAAAACUUCACAUGGAAAUGAAUCACUUGAGUUAAAUGAAUUUCUUGACAUGUCACCUAAAAAGAAGAAAAAAUCGAUAAAUGUGUCCUUUGAAAGCGGUGCACGCAAAUUGUUAUAUUCUUCUAAAUCUUUAGGACAGAACGAUACAAAUGAUGAAUUUAAAAUCUGUACUCCUACCACACAUAGAAAAAUAACGACAAACCAGUCAGUUAUAAAUCAUCAUGUUUGUGCAGAUGAAAUAUUACAGGAAGAAGAUAAAUCUGCAGAAAAUAUAUCAAAGGAAAUUGAUUGUUCUAGAUGUAUGACGCCAAUCGCACGUUGUUUGAAAAAAUCGAGAGAAAGCAAAGAUCUUACAUGUAUUAAAAAAAUUGAGACUGACGCAUCUACUUCAAGUGAUGGACCAGAUGUGGAUGUUGCAGAUUCUAAAGACGAAAAUGGUAGAUCAACUCCGAUAAAUAUGUCGACGACAGAACUGCUUUCUAAUAUAGAUUCUAUUAAAAAAUCACAUAAGAAAGAUAAGCAUAGUCGCAGUGUAUGCAAGAGACCAGUUUUGUGGAAGGAAAACUCUCAUACUGAAGAAAAUGAAAGUGUUAAUAUUACAAGUAUGAAUAAGUUGAAACAAAAUAUGUCCUUAAAACAUAUGGACAAUGAUUGUGCCAAAACGGGAAUGUGCAGUAAUGAAGAAGAAAAGAACAAAUGCUAUGAAGAAAUUAUUUACGACGAUCCUCAACCAUCUACGAGCCAAGUAAGAAACAAUAUUGAUUCAAAAACCGUGAAAAAAUUAGAACUGAAUACAACACCUCCAAAUGAUUUAAAUGCGACGAAUUUCAUCAAGCUGUUGCAUACGAUUUCCAUUAAAAAGUCGCAUAAAAAAGAACGUGAUUGUAAUGCACAAGCCAAGUAUAUUUUGAUGAACGAGGAACACGAAUUGUCUAAUGAUGGAUCGAUAUUCGAUGAAGAGGAUAAAUUAAAUUUUACAGAAGACUAGAAAUCUAUACAUACACAGAGAUAAUGACAAUAAAAUAAACCUGUACAUAUAAACUAGAGUAAGAAUUAGUAGAUUAUAUUUUCGCAAAUAAGAGAUAAACUAUUCAAGGGAAUUGAACAUUACAUUUAUUUUGAAUACUGUUAAUGCAUGUGUUUAUCUAUCUCGAUAUUAUGUCAAAAUUUUUGUUCUA